UGUAAAAUUAAGAGGGAGAGAGAGACGCACGUAGAUUCCACCGUCGUUAAUCGUCGCAGCAGCUUAUGUUCGUCGUCAAAUGUCUUGACAUCGAAUAUUCAAUAUCCUUGUGUGUCUCAUAUGUUUUUCUUAAACGAUGGAUUUUUGUUUCGGCUUAAUUGCGAUCUUCCUGAUCACUGAUGUGACCUCCGUCCGAUAUGCCACCACCACCGAUGGCUCUACGAAGAAUUCAAACAAAGUUCACCUUAGUGCGGGCGUCGCAACUAAUCCUUUUCUCCUAUCGGCCAUGAAUCGUCAAACUCAAACCAAUCAAUUCCUGCAUUCGUCAAACGAAACCAAAAAUAUAAACCUUAUCUCACCAAAUGCCGUUUCAACACAAGCUUCCAAUAUAGCCUUUUCUGGUGACUAUAAUUCCUCCCCUAAUAAUAAUGGAAAUCGUUUGGAAGCCUCUAAAACCGAUUCAAAGAAUACAGAAUCUUCUAGUUCGCCAAGACCUAUUACGCAAACAUCUUAUACACCAUCACCUAAUAUACCAGUAUUUGAUACACCAGCAGCAGCUAAUGAUUUUACAACAUCUCGUACAGCAACUUCUCCUAAAUUUCAUCCUCCACCCUCAUACUCACCAUCAUUGCAAGAAUUGAUACCUCUGAAGAUCAGUCCAGCGAGAACGAUAUCAGAACAGAAGUGCGAGGAAUAUGUGGAAGAAAUUGCGGGCGCAGUCUACGUAUCGGCCCUGACCGGUACGUCGAACACACGCAAAGUAAUUAAUUCCUGCACGGGUACGAAUCGCUUGGUGGUCGGUGGUACCAUGGCUCGGGUCGGCGAGUUCCCUCACAUGGUCGCCCUAGGCACAUACAAUUCCAAUCAAAAGUUUACUCUGAUAUGCGGCGGCACGCUGAUUUCGCAUACCUGGGUACUUACCGCUGCGCAUUGCAGUUAUGGACCAAAGGACGAUCCAAAGAUAGAGGACGCAAGGAUUGGUUUUCACAAUUUGACGGAUCACGAAGGCGUCAGAGUUGCUGUGAAAGAUAUAAUAACUCAUUCGGAUUACAAUCCACCUGAGAUGUAUGCGGACAUAGCUCUGGUGCAGUUAAUGAAUGACGUCACGUUCAGUAAAUUCAUACGACCCGCGUGUCUCUAUCAAAUAUACGAUAGUGUUCCAAGACAAGCUUGGGUUAGCGGCUGGGGCGUCACGGAAUAUAGUGGAGAAGUGAGCGAUCAAUUAUUAAAAGCUCAGCUGAAUCUGGUAGACACUCUGGUGUGUUCAAUAAAACACAAUAGUUCCCUAGAAGUUCCGUACGGUAUCACACCGAGUAUGAUUUGUGCUGGCGAUCCUAGCGGCACUAGCGACACUUGCCAAGGAGAUUCCGGUGGUCCUUUACAAAUAUUGUCUUCGAACAAAUGCGUAUUUCUAGUGAUCGGUAUUACUAGCUUCGGUCAGGGUUGCGCGAUGAUUGAUAUCCCCGGCGUUUAUACCAGAGUGUCCCAUUAUCUUCCAUGGAUCGAAAAUACCGUCUGGCCGAAAGGGCAAUAAUUGCAAUUUAUUCGACUUUUAGAAAAGAAAAGUCUGCUUGCUCUAAUUAUUGCCUACCGAGAGAAUUAAUUAGACGAUUAAUUAUGAUAAUGUAGUUGAACAGUCUGUAAUUCUGACUAGAAUAUUGGAACGAAGAAUAGAGAAAUUGCAAGAAGGAAUGGAAAAAAUAUAAAAUGUGGGACUAACGUUGAUACUUCGAACUUCAGAAAUCAAGAGAUUUUCGUAUCGUGAAUAGUCCGCCACGUAAGCCCGUCGCCGUAAGGGCCAUGGAUUGAUGGAAAUAAGAUAUGCCACCAGUUUCUGUAACAAUGAACAUUAUGAAUAUAAUAUUAGAUAACUUUUUUGAUAAAGAGAAUAUAAAAAUAACAUUUGACGAAGUGAAAUACAUUAACGGUACUAUAUAUUAGCUAAAAAUAUUUAAAAAAUAUGUUAUAUAUUAUAAUAAAUCAGAAUGAUUAUAUUUGAUAAAAUGUUAAUAAAUACUUAUAUGCGAAACAAAAUUUGCAGUAGCCAGUAUUAAUUUCUCAUUUGUUUUAAAUCAAAAUCAUAGUAAAAAAAAGCAUUGGCGAGAUAAUUAGUAUAAUAAACAUAUUAAAAAUAAUGCAUAAAAGUCUUGGAAAUUUUGAAUAAGUUUUGGAAAGUUUAAUAUUUUUAACUUAAUUCAUUUUUCUUUUCAUUUUUCUUUAAUUCAUUUUUCUGGCGGCAAAUCUAUGACAGUAAUAUUAUUUUAUAGAUUUUUUUUUAUAAAGAUAUCAAUUGUUUCUCGUCUAAUUAAUCUUCCAAUAAUGAUUUAUUUUAUCGGCUGUAUUUUAAUAAAAAAAAAAUUACGGUUUAAGAUCUA
Molecule: messenger RNA, 2375 nt
Organism: Wasmannia auropunctata (little fire ant)
Lineage: Eukaryota; Metazoa; Arthropoda; Insecta; Hymenoptera; Formicidae
Product: venom protease-like
Exons: 6
Coding region: 137-1534 (465 amino acids)
Biological process (GO): proteolysis
Molecular function (GO): serine-type endopeptidase activity
Source: RefSeq, a predicted model, not a curated record